Molecule: messenger RNA, 2814 nt
Organism: Periophthalmus magnuspinnatus
Lineage: Eukaryota; Metazoa; Chordata; Actinopteri; Gobiiformes; Gobiidae
Product: protein NLRC3-like
Exons: 6
Coding region: 52-2625 (857 amino acids)
Biological process (GO): regulation of apoptotic process
Source: RefSeq, a predicted model, not a curated record
GUACAGAGAGUUGUUGUUGACACAGUGAAGGAUGCAGAACAGCAGUGCAUCAUGGUGGAAGUAGUUGAAGGUUCCUGUUUAAACUCGAUCCAGGUUCUGCGCGUUUCUCUCGUGGAUGAGCUGGAGGGACGCGUCGAGUCGCUCCUGGAGAAUCUCGUGACCCAUGGAGUGUUUGGCAGAGACGACAGGGAGCAGGUCUUGUGUCACUUGGGACCUCGAGCCAGAGUUAGACAAGUUCUGGAUAUUGUUCAGUGCAAAGGAGAAGAAGCUGCCAAAGUAUUUCUCUCCAUCAACAGCUGCUCUCACCUGGAGCCACAGUCCAGGCCGAGCGGAGGACGGUCUGCAGAAUUCAAAAAAAUCCUUCUGAAGCACAAGGAUGUCCUCAGACGCAGAAGUGAAACGAUGCUGUACUACAACACCCGACACGGAGAGAAGAUCUUAUUCUCCGAACAUUAUGUGAGUCUCCUUUUGGUGGACGGGCAUCAGAGUUUGGACGUAAAGCGGCACGAGGUCCUCACGUUUGGCCAUAAGCGUCUCUCUUUGCAGCACAAGGCGGCUUUUAAUAGAAAAAUAUCUCCAAAAGAACUGUUCACUUCUACUGGGAGUCGAUCUGUGAAGAAAGUUUUGGUGACCGGCGUCGCUGGCAUCGGAAAAACGAUCCUGGUUCAGAAAAUGCUGUUUGAUUUUGGAAGGGGAAAAGAACACCGAGAGUUUGACUUCAUCAUCCACAUGACCUUCAGAGACCUCAACCUCAUCGAGAACCCGACGACCCUUCGGGAUUUGAUUUUACGCAAAAACAGACACCUGGCGAAAGAACUCGACAAUAUUUUAGCGAACGAUGACAAACUUUUAAUGAUUUUCGACGGGUUUGAUGAGUUCAAACAUUACGGAAAAUGCGACGUGGAUUCUUUUGUGAGCGAACCGGACGAAGACGCUGAUGUGGUGGAGAUCUUUGGGAGUCUGAUGCAAGGAGAACUUCUACCCAAUGCGUCGGUGCUGCUAACGAGCCGACCUACUGCCGUUAACUACAUCCCAGUUGGAUUUAUCGAUAGAUUUGUCCUCAUUUCUGGUUUCUCUUUGACCGAAGUCCAAGAAUACUUUUCCCGCUACUUCCAAGAUGAAACGCUGGCAGACCAAAUGUUCGCUAUCGUCGCAGCGAAUGAGCUAAUGCUAACACUAUGCUACAUACCUGCGUUUUGCUACAUCGUGUGCUGCAUCCUCAAAGAUAACAAAGACCUGUGCGGUGAAGGCCCCAAGACGAUGACGGACAUUUACGUGCAAUAUUUAGUCGCCAUGCUUCGAUCUCACGCCCAAACAAGAGCAGAAACUUUGAAAGACGAAAACACGGCGCAACCGCUGUCUGACGUAGUGCUAAAGCUAGGUCAGUUAGCUUUCCACAAACUUAUGGAGCAUCAAACUCUUUUCUACAGCAGUGACAGCGACGUAAAGGCGUUAGAAGGAUGCGCCCUGGUUAGCGCCUUCCUCGACAAAACUAUGUCUCAAGAACCAGGAUGUGUGGAGGAAGUUUACUCGUUCGCACACCUCACCGUUCAGGAGUUUUUCGCGGCGAUGUAUUGCGCCGUGACAGACGAGCCAUUCCCGGAAGCUCUGCAAAACGAAACCACAGGCGAAGGCGCGAGCGACGGACACUUGGACCUGUUUAGUCGUUUUCUUUCUGGGGUCUUAUCUGAACGUAACGCUAACCUCUUAUCGAGACACGUACGCUUGACUUGCAGCAAAGAUAAAAUGCUAAGCUAUCGGGAAGUUCUGAUUCGGAAUAUUACACUGUUGUGCGAGAACGGAGGUAAUAUUUUGAACAAUCUGCACUGUCUUUUGGAGCAACAAGAUCCAAAUUUUGGGCUUGACCUACAGCCCAAGACAUUACGCAUAAAUGUUAGCGAUGAAACACUAUCGGAAAUGGAUUAUAAUGCCAUAAAAUACUUCCUGAAUCUGACAUAUGGUGCGAUAGAGGAGCUGGAUCUGACGGGAACAGGACUAUCCUCCGAAGGGCUAACGAGUUUAUAUCAGCAUUUGAUCCGAUGUGAAAGAUUAUGGCUCGGAGAUAACGCCCUUGAUAUGGACAUGAUUAGGAUCGUAGCCGGCGUGCUGCGAAAGUCGGACGUCUUAGAACAACUCGGUAUUGGGUGGGCAAACAUUGGGGAUGAUGAACUGCUCAUUCUUUCCAGUGCCAUUCGUGACAAUAAACAGCUCAAGGAAUUGUGGAUGGAGGGUAACAGAGUGAGCCAAAGGGGUUUGCAGUCACUCGCAGAUUUGACUCCACAUCCCCUGAUGAGAAUUGUAGCCAUAUGGAAUGACCUGGAAAACAGCGGUGGUUUGGAUUCAGCCUGUAUGCAAGAAAGCAUUUCUACAAACUUCACAGAUGAUGACACAAUGUGGGACGCAUGGGGAGACUGGGUUUUAAAAAGAUGUGAGGUAAUCAGUAAUGACAAGCUCCUCACAGUUCUUCACAAAGUCUGCAACAUCCCAGUGCACUGCAGAGAGGACCGGUGGGCAAAAAUCUUCUACAAGAAUCUGCACAAUCUCAUAGAGACCAGAAUCGAAAGCUGCACUGAAGAAGACACCUGCAAAAAGCUCAAGAGAUUUCAAAAUACAUUAUGUUUAUGAGUGAACGUUAUGCAUUUCGAACUCUUGCAAUUAUGUUGUGAUUACUGGAGUAAAAAGAAGAAGGAAAAAAAAAAAAAAAGGAGUGGCCCGUACGGGGAUCGAACCCGCGACCUUGGCGUUAUUAGCACCACGCUCUAACCAACUGAGCUAACCGGCCAUGUGCGAGUCAUGUGAUAGACUUGUUUAAAA